Molecule: messenger RNA, 640 nt
Organism: Cylas formicarius (sweet potato weevil)
Lineage: Eukaryota; Metazoa; Arthropoda; Insecta; Coleoptera; Brentidae
Gene: RpS15
Product: small ribosomal subunit protein uS19
Exons: 3
Coding region: 148-594 (148 amino acids)
Biological process (GO): ribosomal small subunit assembly; translation
Cellular component (GO): cytosolic small ribosomal subunit; ribosome
Molecular function (GO): RNA binding; structural constituent of ribosome
Source: RefSeq, a predicted model, not a curated record
UGCUUUUUAUUUUUAAGAAGUUUGUCCCUCUAGCUGCCAACUUUAAUGGCUGCGUAUUGAUUAAAGAUAUUAAUUCAUAAUCCAACCUUAUCGUGAAAAUCCGCUUAUAGUUUAUAACGAAACUUCUCCUGAUAAUUUAAAAUAACCAUGGCGGAUAAGGGAGAAGAACCGAUCAAGAAGAAAAGGGCGUUCAGGAAGUUUACCUACCGCGGCGUGGACCUGGACCAACUUCUCGAUAUGCCCAACGAGCAACUGAUGGAGCUUAUGCACUGCCGAGCCCGGAGGCGCUUCAGCCGCGGCCUGAAACGAAAACCGAUGGCUCUCGUUAAGAAACUGCGCAAAGCGAAGAAGGAGGCCCCUCCAUUGGAAAAGCCUGAAAUUGUAAAAACUCAUCUGCGGAACAUGAUCAUAGUUCCCGAGAUGGUAGGCUCUAUCGUUGGUGUCUACAAUGGCAAGGCUUUUACUCAGGUCGAGAUCAAGCCCGAAAUGAUCGGCCAUUACCUAGGAGAGUUUUCACUGACAUACAAACCCGUCAAACACGGCAGACCUGGUAUCGGCGCUACCCACAGUUCCCGGUUCAUCCCUCUGAAGUAGUUUAAUUUUGUAAGGUUAUGUUUCAAUAAAUACGUUUUGGAAGGAU